Cryptococcus amylolentus CBS 6039 is the source of this 765-nucleotide messenger RNA. RefSeq lists its product as hypothetical. Lineage: Eukaryota; Fungi; Basidiomycota; Tremellomycetes; Tremellales; Cryptococcaceae. The record is from RefSeq and is a predicted model, not a curated record. The coding region runs from base 1 to 765 and encodes 254 amino acids. The transcript has 4 exons.
AUGAGCAAAAACCCCAUCCCCCAAGACCAGCGUCUCUAUUCCGGCCGCGUAGAAGUCAUCCAACUUACGAACAUAGAGAGCGCCUCCCAGGGCAGUGCGAGUUUGACUACCUCAAGUCCCGUCCAUUCUCAGAAGCAGCGACUUGCUUUCUCCGGCGACAUCGAGGCGAGCGCUGCGAGUAACGCUGUCGGGCCCCAUAUCCUUACCGACCCCAACCCUCAGGGCGACAAAGCAACUCCGGCCCCUGCCGCCUUGGCUCACCUCUCUUCACGUGCCAUUCGAAAGAGGAUUAGCAUUAAACGUCUCACUGAGGAUGAAGAAAUGAGUGCUGAAACCUCCACAUCGCGAGUGGCUGUACCCCGAUUAACAUCGAUCGGCGUGCUGAUCUUCUGUAGCUCUCGCUCCUCCCACACCCCCGCCGCGCAACCUCAAGCUAACCCUCACGAGUUUCGCAUGGCCCCUGGAACGAUCAAGAACCCCUCCUACAAUCGCUUCCACCCCAAUCUCGGUACACUCCUCGGUUCGGACGGUGGCCAACGUCCUAAACGGAGGCCAGAGCUUCAGCUUCGGGGGCAUACACCCAACGACCGUGAAGGAGACUAUGGAAGUCAACGCCCCUUGGACAGCACCACCCUUCCUAACAUUCUUCAAGCACCUCCUUCUAUACCUCAAGAGCAGCAAUCCCGAGCGCCAGAACCUCAAAAAUCAGUACACAAGCUUCCCAAGAAUGUUAUUCAAGUUGAAGAGCGCGAGUCGUCCGAGUGA